AUGGGGAGACGGCGGCGGCUGUGUCUCCGGCCCUACUUCGUGUGGCUGGGCUGCGUGGCGCUCUGGGCGCAGGGCUCGGCCGGCCAGCCCCAGCCCCCGCCGCCCAAGCCUCCCCGGCCGCAGCCGCCGCAACAGGUCCGGCCCGCCGCGGCGGGCUCCGAAGGCGGCUUCGCGGCGCCCGAGUACCGGGAGGACGGGGCCGCGGCCAGCCGCGUCCGCAGGCGAGGACAGCAGGACGUGCUCCGAGGGCCCAACGUGUGCGGCUCCAGAUUCCACUCCUACUGCUGCCCGGGAUGGAAGACGCUGCCCGGAGGAAACCAGUGCAUUGUCCCAAUUUGCAGAAAUAGUUGUGGAGAUGGGUUUUGCUCACGUCCUAACAUGUGUACUUGUUCCAGUGGCCAGAUAUCACCAACCUGUGGAUCAAAAUCAAUUCAGCAGUGCAGUGUGAGAUGCAUGAAUGGUGGGACCUGUGCAGAGGACCACUGCCAGUGCCAGAAGGGAUACAUUGGAGCUUACUGUGGACAACCUGUCUGUGAAAAUGGGUGUCAGAAUGGUGGACGUUGCAUUGGACCCAACCGCUGUGCUUGUGUUUAUGGAUUUACUGGUCCACAGUGUGAAAGAGAUUACAGGACAGGCCCGUGUUUCACUCAGGUCAACAACCAGAUGUGCCAGGGGCAGCUGACAGGCAUUGUCUGCACGAAGACUCUGUGCUGUGCCACCAUUGGGCGGGCCUGGGGCCAUCCCUGUGAGAUGUGCCCAGCCCAGCCUCAGCCGUGCCGCCGGGGCUUCAUCCCCAACAUCCGCACCGGAGCCUGCCAGGAUGUUGAUGAAUGCCAGGCUAUUCCAGGAAUAUGCCAAGGAGGAAACUGCAUCAAUACGGUGGGUUCUUUUGAAUGCAGAUGCCCUGCUGGUCACAAGCAGAGUGAAACUACACAAAAAUGUGAAGACGUUGAUGAGUGCAGCAUCAUUCCUGGGCUAUGUGACAGUGGCGGAUGUUCCAACACCGCGGGAAGCUAUUUUUGUGUUUGCCCACGUGGACACGUGACCUCACCAGAUGGCUCCCGGUGCAUCGAUCAGAGAACAGGCAUGUGCUUCUCAGGCCUGGUGAACGGACGCUGUACACAAGAACUCCCGGGCAGGAUGACGAAGACGCAGUGCUGCUGUGAGCCCGGCCGCUGCUGGGGUGUCGGAGCCGUGCCUGAGGCCUGCCCUGGGAGAGGUUCCGAGGAAUAUCGCAGGCUUUGCAUGGAUGGCCUUCCAAUGGGAGGAGUUCCAGGGAGUGCUGUUUCCAGACCUGGAGGCACUGGGGGGAAUGGCUUUGCCCCAAGUGGCAAUGGCAAUGGCAAUGGCUAUGGCCCAGGAGGGACAACAGGCUUUAUCCCCAUCCCUGGAGGCAACGGCUUUUCUCCUGGCGUUAGGGGAGCUGGUGUCGGGGCCGGGGGACAGGGGCCCAUCAUCACUGGACUAACAAUUCUGAACCAGACAAUAGAUAUCUGCAGGCACCACGCUAAUCUUUGUCUAAAUGGACGCUGCGUGCCUACUGUUUCUAGCUACCGAUGCGAAUGCAACAUGGGCUAUAAGCAGGAUGCAAAUGGAGAUUGUAUAGAUGUUGAUGAAUGCACAUCAAAUCCCUGCACUAAUGGAGAGUGUGUUAACACACCUGGUUCCUAUUAUUGUAAAUGUCAUGCUGGAUUCCAGAGGACUCCUACCAAGCAAGCAUGCAUUGAUAUCGAUGAGUGCAUCCAGAAUGGAGUUCUUUGUAAAAAUGGUCGAUGUGUGAACACAGAUGGAAGUUUCCAGUGCAUUUGCAAUGCUGGCUUUGAAUUAACUACAGAUGGAAAAAACUGUGUUGAUCAUGAUGAAUGUGCAACCACCAACAUGUGUCUGAAUGGAAUGUGCAUCAAUGAGGACGGCAGCUUCAAGUGCAUCUGCAAGCCAGGGUUUGUCUUGGCUCCCAGUGGGCGUUACUGCACUGAUGUUGAUGAAUGCCAGACCCCAGGAAUCUGCAUGAAUGGACAUUGCAUCAACAGCGAGGGGUCCUUCCGCUGUGACUGUCCCCCAGGCCUGGCUGUGGGCAUGGAUGGACGCGUGUGUGUUGAUACGCACAUGCGCAGUACCUGCUAUGGAGGGAUCAAGAAGGGAGUGUGUGUCCGUCCCUUCCCCGGAGCAGUGACCAAGUCAGAAUGCUGCUGUGCCAAUCCAGACUAUGGCUUCGGAGAGCCCUGCCAGCCAUGCCCUGCAAAAAACUCAGGUUUAUUAGGCCUGCAUUUAUCAACAAAAAAUAAAAUGCCUGGGAUCAUUAAACUUUCCAUAUUUAAUGCAGAUAUCAAUGAGUGUGCUUUGGAUCCUGAUAUAUGUGCCAAUGGAAUUUGUGAAAACUUACGUGGUAGUUACCGUUGUAAUUGCAACAGUGGCUAUGAACCAGAUGCCUCUGGAAGAAACUGUAUCGACAUUGAUGAGUGCUUGGUGAACAGACUGCUUUGUGACAACGGAUUGUGCCGAAACACACCGGGAAGUUACAGCUGCACAUGCCCACCUGGGUAUGUCUUCAGGACCGAGACAGAGACCUGUGAAGAUGUAAAUGAAUGUGAAAGCAACCCCUGUGUCAACGGGGCCUGCAGGAACAACCUUGGGUCUUUCAGCUGCGAGUGUUCGCCUGGCAGCAAGCUCAGCCCCACAGGAUUGAUCUGCGUCGACAGCCUGAAAGGGACGUGUUGGCUCAACAUUCAGGACAACCGCUGCGAGGUGAACAUUAACGGGGCCACGUUGAAGUCUGAGUGCUGCGCCACGCUCGGAGCCGCCUGGGGCAGCCCCUGUGAGCGCUGCGAGCUCGACACAGCUUGCCCAAGAGGGUUUGCCAGGAUUAAAGGUGUCACUUGUGAAGAUGUUAAUGAGUGUGAGGUGUUUCCUGGCGUUUGCCCAAAUGGACGCUGUGUCAACAGCAAAGGAUCUUUUCACUGUGAGUGCCCUGAAGGCCUCACAUUGGAUGGAACUGGCCGUGUGUGCUUGGAUAUCCGCAUGGAGCAGUGUUACCUGAAGUGGGACGAAGAUGAAUGCAUCCACCCUGUUCCUGGAAGAUUCCGCAUGGACGCCUGCUGCUGUGCCGUCGGGGCGGCUUGGGGCACCGAGUGUGAGGAAUGCCCCACACCUGGCACCAAGGAGCAUGAGACUCUGUGCCCCCGGGGACCUGGCUUUGCUAACAGAGGGGAUGUUCUCACUGGGCGGCCGUUUUACAAAGAUAUCAAUGAAUGCAAAGCAUUUCCAGGAAUGUGUACCUAUGGAAAGUGCAGAAAUACCAUCGGAAGUUUCAAGUGCCGUUGCAAUAGUGGCUUUGCUCUAGACAUGGAGGAAAGAAACUGCACAGACAUCGACGAGUGCAGGAUUUCCCCCGACCUGUGCGGCAGCGGAGUCUGCGUCAACACGCCCGGCAGCUUCGAGUGUGAGUGCUUCGAAGGCUACGAGAGCGGCGUCAUGAUGAUGAAGAACUGCAUGGACAUUGACGAAUGUGAACGUAACCCUCUCCUUUGUAGGGGUGGCACCUGUGUGAACACUGAGGGCAGCUUUCAGUGUGACUGCCCGCUGGGACACGAGCUGUCACCAUCACGUGAGGACUGUGUAGAUGUUAAUGAAUGCUCCCUGAGCAACAGUCUCUGCAGAAAUGGAAAAUGUGUGAAUAUGAUUGGAACUUAUCAGUGCUCUUGCAAUCCUGGGUACCAGGCCACAGCAGACCGCCAGGGUUGCACAGAUAUUGACGAGUGUAUGAUAAUGAAUGGGGGCUGUGACACCCAGUGCACUAACUCAGAAGGAAGCUACGAAUGCAGCUGCAGUGAGGGUUACGCCCUGAUGCCAGAUGGGAGAUCAUGUGCAGAUAUUGAUGAAUGUGAAAACAAUCCUGAUAUCUGUGAUGGUGGCCAAUGUACCAACAUUCCUGGGGAGUAUCGCUGUCUCUGUUAUGAUGGCUUCAUGGCUUCAAUGGACAUGAAAACAUGCAUUGAUGUGAAUGAAUGUGACCUAAAUUCAAACAUCUGCAUGUUUGGGGAAUGUGAGAACACAAAGGGAUCCUUCAUUUGCCACUGUCAGCUGGGUUAUUCAGUGAAGAAGGGGACCACAGGGUGCACAGAUGUGGAUGAGUGUGAAAUUGGUGCUCACAACUGUGACAUGCACGCUUCAUGUCUGAAUGUCCCAGGAAGCUUCAAAUGCAGCUGCAGAGAAGGCUGGGUUGGAAAUGGCAUCAAAUGCAUUGAUCUGGAUGAAUGUUCUAACGGAACCCACCAGUGCAGCAUAAAUGCUCAGUGUGUCAAUACCCCAGGCUCAUACCGAUGUGCCUGCUCUGAAGGUUUCACUGGAGAUGGCUUUACCUGCUCAGAUGUUGAUGAGUGUGCAGAAAACAUAAAUCUCUGUGAGAACGGGCAGUGCCUCAAUGUCCCGGGUGCAUAUCGCUGCGAGUGUGAGAUGGGCUUCACUCCAGCCUCAGACAGCAGGUCCUGCCAAGAUAUCGAUGAAUGCUCCUUCCAAAAUAUUUGUGUCUUUGGAACAUGUAACAAUUUGCCUGGAAUGUUUCAUUGUAUCUGUGAUGAUGGUUAUGAAUUGGACAGAACAGGAGGGAACUGUACAGAUAUUGAUGAGUGUGCAGAUCCCAUAAACUGUGUAAACGGCUUAUGUGUCAACACGCCUGGUCGGUAUGAGUGUAAUUGCCCACCCGAUUUUCAGCUGAACCCCACUGGUGUGGGUUGUGUGGACAACCGCGUGGGCAACUGCUACCUGAAGUUCGGUCCUCGAGGCGACGGGAGUCUUUCCUGCAACACGGAGAUUGGGGUGGGCGUCAGUCGCUCUUCCUGCUGCUGCUCCCUGGGAAAGGCCUGGGGGAACCCCUGCGAGACGUGCCCCCCUGUCAACAGCACUGAAUAUUACACCCUGUGUCCUGGAGGUGAAGGCUUCAGACCUAACCCCAUCACAAUCAUCUUAGAAGACAUUGACGAAUGCCAGGAGUUACCAGGUCUCUGCCAGGGUGGAAAUUGCAUCAACACUUUUGGGAGCUUCCAGUGUGAGUGCCCACAAGGCUACUACCUCAGCGAGGAAACCCGCAUCUGUGAAGAUAUUGAUGAGUGUUUUGCACAUCCUGGUGUGUGUGGGCCUGGGACCUGCUACAACACGCUGGGAAAUUACACCUGCAUCUGCCCACCUGAAUACAUGCAAGUCAAUGGCGGCCACAACUGCAUGGACAUGAGAAAAAGCUUUUGCUACCGAAGCUAUAAUGGAACCACUUGUGAGAAUGAGUUGCCUUUUAAUGUGACAAAGAGAAUGUGCUGCUGCACAUACAAUGUGGGCAAAGCCUGGAACAAGCCCUGUGAGCCGUGCCCAACACCAGGAACCGCUGACUUUAAAACCAUAUGUGGAAAUAUUCCUGGGUUCACCUUUGAUAUUCACACAGGAAAAGCUGUUGACAUUGAUGAAUGUAAAGAGAUACCAGGCAUUUGUGCAAAUGGUGUAUGCAUUAACCAAAUUGGCAGCUUCCGCUGUGAGUGCCCUACAGGAUUCAGUUACAAUGACCUGCUUUUGGUCUGUGAAGAUAUUGACGAGUGCAGCAACGGUGACAGUCUCUGCCAGCGGAAUGCGGACUGCAUCAACAGUCCUGGCAGCUACCGCUGUGAGUGCACUGCAGGCUUCAAACUGUCGCCCAGCGGGGCCUGUGUAGAUCGCAAUGAAUGUUUAGAAAUUCCUAAUGUCUGCAGUCAUGGCUUGUGUGUUGAUUUGCAAGGAAGUUACCAGUGCAUCUGCCACAACGGUUUUAAGGCUUCUCAGGACCAGACCAUGUGCAUGGAUGUUGACGAAUGUGAGCGGCAUCCAUGUGGAAAUGGAACUUGUAAAAACACUGUUGGAUCCUAUAACUGUCUGUGCUACCCAGGGUUUGAACUCACUCACAAUAAUGAUUGCCUGGACAUAGAUGAGUGCAGUUCCUUUUUUGGCCAGGUGUGCAGAAACGGACGGUGUUUUAAUGAAAUUGGCUCCUUCAAGUGUUUAUGUAAUGAAGGUUAUGAACUCACUCCAGAUGGCAAAAACUGUAUAGAUACAAAUGAGUGUGUUGCCCUUCCUGGUUCUUGUUCUCCUGGCACCUGUCAGAAUUUGGAGGGAUCGUUCAGAUGCAUCUGUCCCCCAGGGUACGAAGUAAAAAGCGAGAACUGCAUUGAUAUAAAUGAAUGUGAUGAAGACCCCAACAUUUGUCUUUUUGGUUCUUGCACCAAUACCCCAGGGGGCUUCCAGUGCAUCUGCCCGCCUGGCUUCGUUCUGUCUGAUAACGGACGGAGAUGCUUCGAUACUCGCCAGAGCUUCUGCUUCACAAAUUUUGAAAAUGGGAAGUGUUCUGUACCCAAAGCUUUCAACACCACAAAAGCAAAGUGCUGCUGCAGCAAGAUGCCAGGAGAGGGCUGGGGGGACCCUUGUGAGCUCUGCCCCAAAGACGACGAAGUUGCAUUCCAGGAUUUAUGUCCAUACGGCCACGGAACUGUCCCUAGUCUUCAUGACACACGUGAAGAUGUCAAUGAGUGUCUUGAGAGCCCAGGCAUCUGUUCAAAUGGCCAGUGCAUCAACACCGAUGGGUCUUUCCGCUGUGAAUGUCCGAUGGGCUACAACCUUGAUUACACAGGAGUGCGCUGUGUGGAUACUGAUGAGUGUUCAAUCGGCAAUCCAUGUGGAAAUGGUACAUGCACCAAUGUUAUUGGAAGUUUUGAAUGCAAUUGCAAUGAAGGCUUUGAGCCAGGGCCCAUGAUGAACUGUGAAGAUAUAAAUGAAUGUGCCCAGAACCCACUGCUGUGUGCUUUCCGCUGCAUGAACACGUUUGGAUCCUAUGAAUGCACGUGCCCGAUUGGCUAUGCCCUCAGGGAAGAUCAAAAGAUGUGUAAAGAUCUAGAUGAAUGUGCGGAAGGGCUGCACGACUGUGAGUCCAGAGGCAUGAUGUGCAAGAACCUGAUUGGCACCUUCAUGUGCGUCUGCCCCCCUGGCAUGGCCCGGAGGCCCGACGGAGAAGGCUGCAUAGAUGAAAAUGAAUGUAGGACCAAGCCAGGGAUCUGUGAAAAUGGACGUUGUCUUAACAUUAUUGGAAGCUAUAGGUGUGAGUGCAAUGAAGGAUUCCAGUCAAGUUCUUCAGGCACUGAAUGCCUUGACAAUCGCCAGGGACUCUGCUUUGCAGAGGUCUUGCAGACGAUGUGUCAGAUGGCAUCCAGCAGCCGCAAUCUUGUCACCAAGUCAGAAUGCUGCUGCGAUGGUGGGCGAGGCUGGGGCCGCCAGUGUGAGCUUUGCCCACUUCCUGGAACUGCCCAGUACAAAAAGUUAUGUCCUCAUGGCCCAGGAUACGCCACUGAUGGAAGAGAUAUUGAUGAAUGUAAGGUAAUGCCAAACCUCUGCGCCAAUGGUCAGUGCAUCAACACCAUGGGCUCAUUCCGAUGCUUCUGCAAGGUUGGCUACACUACAGACAUCAGCGGAACCUCCUGUGUGGACCUUGAUGAAUGUUCCCAGUCCCCAAAACCAUGCAACUUCAUCUGCAAGAAUACCGAGGGGAGUUACCAGUGUUCGUGUCCAAGGGGAUAUGUCCUGCAAGAGGAUGGAAAGACUUGCAAAGACCUUGAUGAAUGUCAAACCAAACAGCACAACUGCCAGUUCCUCUGUGUCAACACCCUGGGAGGGUUUACCUGUAAAUGUCCACCUGGUUUCACACAGCAUCACACUGCCUGCAUUGACAACAACGAAUGUGGGUCUCAGCCUUCGCUCUGCGGCGCAAAGGGAAUCUGCCAGAACACCCCUGGAAGUUUCAGCUGCGAAUGCCAGAGAGGGUUCUCCCUUGAUGCCACCGGCCUGAACUGCGAGGAUGUUGAUGAAUGUGAUGGAAACCACAGGUGCCAGCAUGGCUGCCAGAACAUCCUGGGUGGCUACAGGUGUGGCUGCCCUCAAGGGUACAUCCAGCACUACCAGUGGAACCAGUGUGUCGAUGAGAAUGAAUGCUCCAACCCAAAUGCCUGCGGCUCUGCAUCCUGCUACAACACUCUGGGCAGUUACAAGUGCGCCUGCCCCUCCGGCUUCUCCUUCGACCAGUUCUCCAGUGCCUGCCACGAUGUGAACGAGUGCUCGUCCUCCAAGAACCCAUGCAAUUACGGCUGUUCCAACACGGAAGGGGGCUACCUCUGCGGCUGCCCGCCCGGGUACUACAGAGUGGGACAGGGCCACUGUGUCUCAGGACUGGGACUUACCAAGGGGCAGUACCUGCCACUGGAUGCAGAGGGCGACGAGGAAAGCGCCCUGUCCCCGGAAGCGUGCUAUGAGUGCAAGAUCAAUGGCCACUCGAAGAAAGACAGCAGGCAGAAGAGAAGUGUUCACGAGCCCCCGCCCACUGCUGUUGAACAGAUCAGCCUAGAGAGUGUCGACAUGGACAGCCCCGUCAACAUGAAGUUCAACCUCUCUGGCCUUGGCUCCAAGGAGCACAUCCUGGAACUGCGGCCCGCCAUCGAGCCCCUCAACAACCACGUCCGCUACGUCAUCUCCCAAGGGAACGAUGGCGGCGUCUUCCGCAUCCACCAGCGGCACGGGCUCAGCUACUUGCACACGGCCAAGAAGAAGCCGGUGCCUGGCACAUACACACUGGAAAUCACUAGCGUCCCUCUCUACAAGAAGAAGGAGCUGAAGAAACUGGAAGAGAGCAAAGAGGACGACUACCUCCUAGGGGAGCUUGGGGAGGCCCUCAGGAUGAGGCUGCAGAUCCAACUCUAUUAACCCUUCACGGACUUGGGUUCCAGGCUCAGAUCCCAGCCCAGCCCGCCUUCAGAAGAGUCGAUGAUUAAUUUUAAAGAGGAACAAAAUGACUUUGUUUCUUUCCUCCCUGUUUCAGACUUUGAAUGUUGACCCUCGCAGGGAGGGAUAAUUUAGACUCUGGUGUGGCCAAAGAUUUGAGUACAAAGGCAACCGUGGUUACUGUAUUUUUUAUAUAACUUCAUUUUAAAAUAUAUUAAAAAAACCUAAAUGUUCAAGAGAUCAGCAUAUGGCACUAAAUGCACAAAAAUAAUGUGAGCUUUUUUUUUUUUUCCUGUUAGCAGUCUGUAACACUUUGGGUAUUUUGCUAUAGUUGCUAAUUAAAAAAUAUAGAUGUUUAUUUAUUUUUAAUGCAGUAAUAUAUGGAGAAAUGAACAAACUAUGUAAACAAAAAGGGAAACUCACUGGUUUUUCUUUAGAUUUAUAAAUUUGAGCUAUUUCUUUUAGAGGUACUUUUUAAAAAUUCAGCAGAUUCAAGAGAUGUUUUCCUUUGGUUUUUCUGCCAGUCACCCAACUGGUACACACCUGAUUAUUUUAAAGAAAGCCUCCCAGAGCUGAAUGGGCAGUGGAAUCAAUAAUUUAAAAGAUGUGAAUGUCAUUAGAUCCUUUAGAGGGGAGAUCAAAGCCAGAGCAGCUCGCUGUGACAACACUUCACGUCACCAGACAUACCAGGCAACGGAAGAUGAAGCACGACCACUGUAGCAAAAUACCUUGACUGCUUGUGAGAACAUUAGCAUUGCAGGCCAAACCGUACUGUACUUCCUUCUCGUAACCUCAAGGAGCCAUGUGUGCUACCCGCAACGCCUCAUUCUGACCCAGGGUGCGCUGCAUACUUGUGGUGCUGCAGGCAGCUGAAGAACGCCACUCCUUUGCAAAGGAGCGGUGGCGUUCUGUAGUGUUUGGUGCUGUCUUAGAUUAAUGGUGCAUUUACUAUGUUCAAGCUAUUUCAGGAUUGCCAUAUGUGCAAACAAAUCAUGCAGUGCAGCCAAGGAAUAUAUGUUGUUGUUUUUUUAAAAUUGGUUUUUUUUUUUAGAAUUUUCAUUAAUACCGUAGUUAUACACCAUAUGCCUUGUUUUAAUCAUAGCCUAUUUGUGUAUGAAAGAUGUUUGUACAAUGAAUUGAUGUUUUAGUUUGCUUUAGUCAUUUAAAAAGAUACUGUUCCAGGACAUGCUAAUAGGAGUACAUAUCCGUGUUCUCAAUCCAAGAACCUGUCGCUGGACCAGUGACCAAACCUCAUAUGUGAAAUGGCUAAAGCACACGCAGACUCCCGGUUGUUCCUCUCACACCUGUGUUGACCAAAGAUUAGUAACCAGUUAUAUCCAGUGUUUGGGGUUUUUUUGUUUUGUUUUUUUUUAAUAACUAAGAAAAGAAACAAUGUACAUUUGUAAUCAAGUGUUUGUGAGGAAAAACUUAUGGCUUUUGGUUUUGUCUGUUUUGUAGGUCUGUGUAUCAAAUAUGACACUUUUCUUGCAAUAAAGCUUAUUUUGGGGUA
Molecule: messenger RNA, 10288 nt
Organism: Microcebus murinus (gray mouse lemur)
Lineage: Eukaryota; Metazoa; Chordata; Mammalia; Primates; Cheirogaleidae
Source: RefSeq, a predicted model, not a curated record